This is a messenger RNA of Phytophthora sojae, 2259 nucleotides long. RefSeq lists its product as hypothetical. The record is from RefSeq and is a predicted model, not a curated record. The transcript has 2 exons. The coding region runs from base 1 to 2259 and encodes 752 amino acids. Lineage: Eukaryota; Oomycota; Peronosporomycetes; Peronosporales; Peronosporaceae.
AUGCCUUUGAACUCAGCGUGGUGCGAGGAGACAGACACAAGAACCGACAGCAAAAGCGGCAACAGCAACAGCACGAUGUUGCCCUCAUACCAACGCAUAUCGACAAUGCCCGUGUACUAUUCCGGCCUGCCCGCUCCACCUAAAGCGACAGGGCGCGGCAACACGAGGAGCAGCGGCGCGCACACGGCAACAGCGGAGAUCCAGGCACCCAAGGACAAGACGGCGCUCGAGAUCGCGGCCGGUGACGCGCUCUUUGGAGGCGGCGCUGACGAGCACUGGGCCCUGGGGCUGAGCUCGACCAGCAGCGGGAGCGGCGCCCCGUGGGGCGUGGCGGACCCGAGCUCCUGGCACGGCAACAGCUCCGCGUCGGCAACACAGGCAACUGCAAGUGCAACAGCAACAGGAGGGGGAGACUUUUUCACUCGAGGAGGAGGUGGAGGCAACCACAACCCGCUCAAAAGUGGCAAAGGCAACACUGUGCGUAAAGCGAGAGGGGGCGGCGGCGACGCGCUAGCGCUAUUGGCAAGUGCAGACGCCUCUUCAAUGGGCAACUACGACCGCGACGCGCACCUGCGGAUGCAAAUGCCACACCGCCCGCCGACCACAGCAACAGCGACAGGGAUGGGGGCGCACCAGUUGCCGACCCACAGAGUGAAGCCCUCUAACUCGAGCGGCAACAACCUCAAUACUGGACCCUAUUUCCACCACCUUCUGGAGCGGACCAACAGCAGCGGCAACAGCUCGACGAACUCGUUGCUGUUUAACCCAUGCAGCAGUUACGCAGAGCCAACAAGCAACACGACCGGCAAAAGACCACGCUCAAGCAACAGCGGCAACAACGGCAACAACGGCAACAGUGGCAACUUUUUAAGCUCCUUUGGAGGGUAUCCAUCUCCUCCUCCCUUCGAUGCGGACCACCCGCUGCCAGAUUUUAUCACUAACUGGGGGUUCCCCAGUCGCACCGGAGCUAAAGGCAACACUAUCUCCACGUCAGGCGCCCCAGUGGUGUGCAGUUCCAGUGCAACAACCACUACGAGUUCCCACAGCAGCAUCAACGUCACCACCAGCUCGAGUUUAUCCGGGAUUGGGUCCCCCAACGCGUCUUCGAUGUUUGCCGGUGUGGAUUCUUUUCUGCCAGAUUACGAUUCGUCUCUCUACUCGCUUUGGAACGCCCCGGGGGCCUACGACACAGAGAACGACGCAACUCAGGGACAACAGCAACAGGUUCAGCCGCCGCUUUACAUGACGCCGGAGGACGAAUUGAAGAUGGAUUAUCCGCAGCUUCCCGAGUUUAAUCAGGAUCUCGACUCGUACCUAAAUGAUGCCAUGGACUCAGGUGGACACUCCCCGCCGACGUCCACAGGUAAUAAUCAUGGCGGUAUGAUGAAGAUGGACCAUCUGGUGACGACAGACAGGAGGACAGGUGCUGGAGCGAGUAGUGUGGGGGCUGUGGGUGCUGCUAGUUUGACGACGGGUACACAGUUCGAGAGACUACUGGCACCAGCUACGUCCGAAUAUCUGGAGAAGCGGGAGCGUGGAGUGGAUCAGGCUUCCGAACGUGCGGUGAAGAGAUCUCGUGGAGUUUUCGACGAUACGUAUGCUGCUGGUCCAGUUAGCAGCGGUGUGGUGACGGGAUCUAGCGCAACCGACAACGUCAGCUCCUAUAAGAGUACUGCGAUCGAGCCGAAGAGGGCGUUGAUGCCCUCGCUGGGCUCUUUCCAACCAGCAGCAUCAUUUCUGAUGCCGACGUCUGCAGCUGUAUCGAGUCAAGUGAAUACGACACCCUCGAGUGCUGUUGUGGCGUCGACGACGACGACUGUCACGCCGACGUCUGCUGCGUCCGACACAGGAAGUGCCAAGGGGUCGAAGCGCCCGCGCAGUCGACAGUGCGAGUUCCCAGGCUGCCAGAACAGGGCCCGGUCGCACCAGAAGUGCAAGAAGCAUGGCGGCGCCCACCAGUGCGUGUUCGAAGGGUGCACGAAGAACAGCCAGAGCCGCGGACUGUGCAUCGCUCACGGUGGCGGCUCUCGGUGUACGCGCGAGGGCUGCGUGCGAGCGGCUCAGUCGAAGGGCCUCUGCAAAUCACACGGUGGCGGCGAGUACUGCGCUGUGGAGGGCUGUCACAAGAAGGCGCAUCUGAAGCACUUGUGUCGAACUCAUGGCGGUGGCGUGCGCUGCAAGGUCGACGGGUGCUCGAAGUGGGCACAACGCAAAGGCUGGUGCAUGGCGCACGCCAAGGAGUUUUCGGCAACAUCAUGA